AUGUCGGUGAUCGGCGCGAGCGUGCUCGCCGCUGCACUCGCCUUAUCGCCGACGCCACACGUCGCAAGCGGUGCCCGCUGCCAUCCAUCAUUCGCGCCACGAACGCUGGUGACCAAAACCGCCGCAACGCCGCUGCUGGCUGGCCAGCCGCUCGCGGUCCGUUGGCAGCGAGCGGGCGGUCCGCCGCUCCUGUCCGCCGCCAACGGCGCAGCAGGUCGUGGGCUGGUUCGGUCGGCUGUCGUCGGCGGCGCCUUUGCGGCUCUAGCCGUGGCGGGUCGCGGCGGCCGGCUCGGCCUGCUCUUGCUCCAGACGCUCGCCGUCUGCUGGCCAGCUUGGUCGGCGGUCCGGUUGUGGCGGAACGGUAAGCGCCGUGCUGCGCUGACGCUCGCCUUGUCCGCGGCGGCGCGCCGGUUCUGCUCGCGCUGGUGGCAGUACCUGACGAUUCCGCUCUUUGCGGGCGCCGUCGGCUGGCUCACCAACAAGGUUGCCGUGGACAUGAUCUUUUACCCCGUCGAGUUUGGAGGGCUGCGGCUCCGCACGUACCCGAACCAGCCUCUGGGCUGGAUCGGGUGGCAGGGGAUCGUGCCAGCAAAGGCGGGCGAGAUGGCGGCGCGCAUCACUGACUUGGUCACCAACAAGCUGGUCGACGUCGAGGUGGUCUUCCGGCGCCUCUCCCCGGGGAAGCUCGCCUCGCUGCUCGGGCCCGGCGUCGACCGGAUCGCCGAAGACAUCGUGGCCGACAUAGCGCCCGCGGGCGCCGCGCAAGGCGUCGUCGGCGCGGGGAAGGCCGCGAGCGUGCGGCAGCUGGUCGACUUCGACGAGAUCGUGGUUGGCGGGAUGGUGCGCGAGAAGCAGCUGCUCAUCGACCUCUUCCAGCGCUGCGGCAAGGCGCGGCCGCCGCACGCGGAGCUCGCGUUCCUCGUCAACUCUGGCUUCUCGUUUGGCUGCGCACUCGGCGUCGUGCAGAUGCUGAUCUGGCUCCUGUACGAGCGCGCGUGGACCCUCGCCGUCGGCGGCGCGGUGGUCGGCUAUCUGACCAACUGGCUCGCGCUCAAGCUCAUCUUCGAGCCCGUCGAGCCCACGCGGUUCGGGCCGUGGGUCGUGCAAGGUCUCUUCCUGAAGCGGCAGCACGAGGUGUCCGAGGAGUUUGCGGAGGCGCGCCCUGCGGCGAUGACGGAGAAGCUCCUCUCCUCCGAGUCGAUCUGGGACAGCGUGCUGCACGGCUCGGGGGGUCCAAAGUUCGCCGCGCUCCUCCGCGCUCGCACCUCCGAGUUCAUGUCCGGCGCCGCGGCUGUCGUCUACAGCGGCUCAGACCCGACGGCGUUCGGAGGCGCAGCGCACUGGCGUGGCCUCGAGGAGCGCGCUUCGGAGCGCAUCCUGCAGCUGCUGCCGCGCGAGCUGCCGCUCGCCCACGGCUACAUCGACGGAGCCCUCGACCUCAAGGACACGCUCAAGACCAACCUGCGCCGCCUCUCGCCGCGCGAGUUCGAGGGCCUCUUGCACCCGAUCUUCCAGCAGGACGAGCUCACCUUGCUCCUCGUCGGCACCGCCCUCGGCUUGGGCGUCGGCUACGUGCAGGCCGUGCUGGACGCGCGGUCGAAGCGGGACGACCCCAACUACGAUGAGCGUGGCCGCCGGGUAGAGAUCGACGUCGAUGCGGAUAGCGCCGUUAGUGAAGGCGCCGACGGGGACGGCGAGGCGCCAGGUCCCGCGUCCUGAGAGCUAGAAGUUGAGCUAGCAGAGACACUGGUGUGUGGUGAGUGGUGUGUGAGUCUCUUCCCCUGGCGCACGCGAGACGAGAGCGAGAGUAGAACGCGGUCACCGCGUGUAUAGAGAGUAUCCGCGCGUACGUCACAGGGUCUUGGCACUUGCGGAAAGGGCGAAAUA
Messenger RNA from Emiliania huxleyi CCMP1516, 1887 nucleotides. RefSeq lists its product as hypothetical. The coding region runs from base 1 to 1719 and encodes 572 amino acids. The transcript has 10 exons. The record is from RefSeq and is a predicted model, not a curated record. Lineage: Eukaryota; Haptophyta; Isochrysidales; Noelaerhabdaceae.